Molecule: messenger RNA, 1113 nt
Organism: Striga asiatica
Lineage: Eukaryota; Viridiplantae; Streptophyta; Magnoliopsida; Lamiales; Orobanchaceae
Source: the annotation of a GenBank genome assembly
AUGGCCAUACAAAAAUUUUCCUUAGACUCCAUGAACUCUUUCCAAAGACUCCUCAAACGCUCUCAACGCCACCUUAUAAUGAUCCAACGAGAUCACCCCUUCCUCCACAACCUGCACCGCCCUUCGGUACAGCUGGCCCAUCCACUCGACCCGACCCGUACUAUCACACCCGCCCGACCCGCGACCCGAAACACACAACCGUUUGUAAUCCUUUUUCCACCUCGACAGAAUAUACCUCGCCGGAAUCUCCUCAACCCCGUUAAAGUUCAGCACACACAGCGCGUGCCGGCACAAAUACCCGUACAAGUUGAAACAGCCGCAGAUGCAGCGAACCUCGCCCGCGCCCCGGUUGUAGAGAAUCUCAAACUCUCUAACCUCUCUCCUGUUCCCUUCCUGCAGUGCCGCCGCCACCCUUUCCUUCACCACGAAAAUCGAAACGGGCCCAUCCGCGUGCACCUGCAUCGUGUGGAAGCACGAGUACAUCUCCAUCACCUCAACUCGGAACCUCUCGAACAUCGCCCGAGUGUAUAUUUUCGACACCUGGAUUUCGAACGGGCAUCUCGUCCUCAGCUCGGGAUUCGAACCUCUCGACUCCAUGUCGGCGCUCGUUUCUUCCCGUUGCUUCCUCUGCAGCGCCAGCUCAUACUUGUCGAGAAAUUCCUUCAGUGGGGUCUGCUUGUGCAGGCACUUGUCGAAAAUCGGGUUCAGCGACUCGGCCAUUCCCAUGAAGAACGUGUAGGCCGGGGCCCACAGGGCCCGGUCCUCGUACAACGACUGAAGCCACUCGUUGUCGGCGAUUCCGAACCGUUGGAUCAUGAAACCCCACGUGACUACUUUCAGGAAAGUCUUCCUCACGGCGUCGUAGUUUCGGAGGCCUCCGAGUUUUUCCGGAACUUUCCUCACGAUGUGGGACAGGGAAAACCUGUGUUGGGCGGGCCCGAUGUGGUAUCGGCCCGUCUUAGAUCGAAACUAAGGGUCCCAUCACUCGCCGUAUCUAUAACAAGUGCUCGGUACAAUUUGGCGGGCUGUGCUUCCGGGGCAGCCGGUUCUGGUUUCCUUCCGGAGUCGGUUUACGUCUUUGGCCCGUUUGAAUCCCUGGCUGCUGCAGCAUAA